AUGGGAGAUUUUAACGCUGCUUUUUACCCAAAUGACAGAAGAGGUGGCAGGUGUAUUUUGAAAAAAGAGCUUGAAGAUGCUAGGAGUUGGCUUGAUCUUGGUCUGGUGGAAGAAAUGAAUUUACUGGGUACCUUUUACACAUGGUCUAAUAAUCAAGAAGGGGAUAAUCGAAUAUACUCUAAACUAGAUAGAGUCUUUUUCAAUGAGGACUGGCUGGACAUUUUCUCGUCUGUUAUAGCUGCUGCUCAUUGGGAAGUGUCUUCUGAUCAUUGUGCUGUUAUUCUGAAGCAAACUGGUAUUUCAAAUGAGGGUUUUGCUCCUUUUCGGUUCUAUAAUAUGUGGACAAGCCACCCUCAGUUCAGAUCUACUGUCUUAACUAAUUGGAACAAAGCUCUUAGAAUAAAGGGAUGUGGAUUAGAUCAAAUUAUUGGGGAUGUGGCUAGGAACUUUGAAGACAGUAAAGCUGAGUUUCAAAAGGCUCGGUCUGAUCUUUUCUCUGACCCGCAGAAUCAGAUUUUAGCUUCAGCAGAGAGAGUAUCAUUUCAGAUAUUUAAACAGCAAGAGACGAUUUAUGGCAGCUACCUUAGGCAAAAAAGUAAGAUAGAGUGGAUUCAAUUCGGCAAUGAAAAUUCCUCCUACUUUCAUGCCUAUAUAAAGCAACGGAAGAGAGCUAAUAGGAUUGCUUCUAAUGUAACAGAAGAUGGUAGAGUAGAGGACAGUUAUCCUAAGGUAAUUAGUCACUUUAUUAACCAUUUUAAAUCAGUCCUGGGUUGUCCUAAUAAAGCUACAGGGAAUGUUGCUUAUGCCAUAACAAAUUUGGGUCCUGUUUUGAGUAUUGAAGACCAGCUGGAACUCAUCAAACCUUUCUCAAACAAAGAUGUUAAAGCAGCUUUGUUUAGUAUCAGCUCUAUAAAGAGUCCUGGUCCAGAUGGUUUUGGGGCUGGGUUUUUCAAAAGCUUAUGGAAAGACAUAGGAAAGGAGGUUUCUAAGGCUGUCCUUGAAUUUUUUUGA
This is a messenger RNA of Humulus lupulus (European hop), 1011 nucleotides long. RefSeq lists its product as uncharacterized. The transcript has 2 exons. The record is from RefSeq and is a predicted model, not a curated record. The coding region runs from base 1 to 1011 and encodes 336 amino acids. NCBI's taxonomy places the organism in Eukaryota, Viridiplantae, Streptophyta, Magnoliopsida, Rosales, Cannabaceae.